Messenger RNA from Culex pipiens pallens (northern house mosquito), 2095 nucleotides. Its product is annotated as inosine-5'-monophosphate dehydrogenase-like. The record is from RefSeq and is a predicted model, not a curated record. Bases 254 to 1792 code for a protein of 512 amino acids. NCBI's taxonomy places the organism in Eukaryota, Metazoa, Arthropoda, Insecta, Diptera, Culicidae. Gene Ontology annotation, cellular component: cytoplasm. The transcript is spliced from 5 exons. Gene Ontology annotation, molecular function: IMP dehydrogenase activity. Gene Ontology annotation, biological process: GTP biosynthetic process.
GUGAAAAACUCGCUCAGUUUGUGGCAUGCAUUUCUAGUGUACGGUCACAACCGGAGCGGCUGAUCUGUUACAUUUCCAUAUUGUCUGCUAUUUCUUACACAUUUGCUAAAAUCGCGAUACCGGCAUUUUGGGCCACUCUCCUGCACUUUUUGUAGCAUAAAUCGCGAAACAGUGCGACUGCCCAGCAAAUUGGGUGUGCGUUUGAAGGGUUUUUGCUGAUUUUAAAGAUUUGAAAAGUAUUCCUCCCAAAAUCAUGGCCAUGAAGAACGGAGUCAACCUCCAGGAUGGGCUAUCCUGCGAGGGGUUGUUUCAGAACAGUGACGGGUUGACCUACAAUGACUUUAUCAUCCUUCCCGGCUUCAUCGACUUUUCCGCGGAUGCCGUGGAUCUGGCUUCGCCGCUGACGAAGAAGAUCAACCUGAAGGCCCCGCUGGUUUCGUCCCCGAUGGAUACCGUCACGGAGGCGGACAUGGCCAUUGCGAUGGCGCUGUGCGGCGGCAUCGGCAUCAUUCACCACAACUGCACGCCCGAGUUCCAGGCGAACGAGGUGCACAAGGUGAAGAAGUACAAGCACGGUUUCAUCCGCGACCCGAUCGUGAUGAGUCCGGAGAACACGGUCGCGGACGUGCUGGAGGCCAAGCGGAAGAACGGUUUCACCGGCUACCCAAUCACCGAGCACGGCCGGCUGGGCGAGCGGUUGAUUGGCAUUGUGACCUCGCGGGACAUUGACUUCCGCGAGGAGGACGUCGAUCUGAAGCUGCGGGACAUUAUGACAAAGAUUGAGGACAUGGUGACGGCCCCGAGCGGGGUUACACUGCAGGAGGCGAACCACAUCUUGGAGAAGAGCAAGAAGGGAAAACUGCCGAUUGUGAACAAGAAUGGAGAGCUGGUGGCGCUUAUUGCCCGGACGGAUUUGAAGAAAGCUAGAAGUUACCCGAACGCGUCCAAGGACAGCAACAAACAGCUGUUGGUCGGGGCUGCCAUUUCGACCCGGGAGGAAGAUAAGGAACGGCUCGAGCUGCUCGUUCAGAACGGCGUUGACGUGGUCGUGCUGGAUUCGUCGCAGGGCAAUUCCAUCUACCAGAUGAACAUGAUCAAGUACAUCAAGCAAACUUACCCCGAGCUGCAGGUCAUCGCCGGCAACGUGGUCACCCGCCAGCAGGCAAUGAACCUGAUCGAUGCCGGCUGUGACGCGUUGCGUGUGGGCAUGGGUUCCGGCUCGAUUUGCAUCACGCAGGAGGUGAUGGCGUGCGGAUGCCCGCAAGCCACGGCCGUCUACCAGGUCAGCAAGCUGGCCCGCGAGUUUGGAGUCCCGGUCAUUGCCGACGGUGGCAUCCAGUCCAUCGGGCACAUUAUGAAGGCCAUCUCGCUGGGUGCGUCCAGCGUGAUGAUGGGAUCGUUGCUGGCCGGAACUUCGGAAGCUCCCGGCGAUUACUACUUCAGCGAUGGCGUACGCCUCAAGAAGUAUCGCGGAAUGGGCAGCCUGGAAGCGAUGGAACGCAAGGACGCCAAGGGAGCGGCCGGAUCGCGGUACUACCACACCGACAUUGACAAGCUGCGCGUGGCCCAGGGCGUCAGCGGAAGCAUCGUCGACAAGGGUUCCGUGCUACGGUUCCUGCCAUAUCUGCAGUGUGGAUUGCAGCACAGCUGCCAGGACAUCGGAACCAAAUCCCUACAGAAUCUUAAAACAAUGAUCUACAACGGCGAGCUGCGCUUCAUGAGACGCACCCACUCGGCCCAGGCCGAAGGCAACGUACACAGCUUGUUCUCGUACGAGAAGAGAUUGUACUAAGCUUAAGGACAACCCUAACAAAAGUAAAAGAAGCCCGAAAGAGACACUCUUCUUCCCAUCGGAAACUCACCGACUUGUUUAGUAAGACCCCCCCUUUCCCGGUUUUAUUUAGGUUCUGCUAGUGAUGUAGGCGUACUUUAAGACGAAAAUUCAACUUACAAAAACAUAUGUGUCAAACCAAAUCCAGAUUGCAAAGCGCGCAGGAUCCAGAAUUCCAGAGGAAACUACACUACAAUUGUGGCGGCCCAAAUGUUUAAAACAUUUUAGUAGAGCUGUUUGUUUUUUUCAAGUGUGCACACUGUU